AUGUUCAUUGGUGACUUUGCGGACAAAGCUGGCCGACGACCAGCAUAUAUUGUGUGCUUCACCAUCUAUAUUGCAGCUAAUAUCGGACUUGCCUUGCAAGACAAUUAUGCAGCUCUUUUUGUUCUCCGAUGCUUGCAAAGUGCAGGGAGCAGUACCACCAUUGCCCUCUCAUCAGGGGUAGUUGCCGAUAUAGCCACUGCAUCACAACGAGGUUCCUACAUGGGACUCGUCACGGCAGGAUCUCUCAUGGGCCCAUCAAUCGGACCAGUGAUUGGAGGCCUAUUGUCUCAAUAUUUGGGCUGGCGGGCCAUCUUCUGGUUUCUGACCAUUUUUGCAGCAGCUUUCAUGGUUCCGUUUCUGGUUUUCUUCCCGGAAACUGCUCGUGGAGUUGUCGGAGAUGGCUCACUACCUCCUCAAAAAUGGAAUAUGCCCCUAAUCAGCUACCUGAAGUCCCGGAAGGCUCGCGAGGGAGGUGUAUCUACAGCGAUCGCCCCCAAGCAGAAACUCAAGUUCCCAAAUCCUUUCCAGACGCUUGCAAUUGUAUUUCAGAAGGAUACCAGUCUCAUCCUCUUCUGCAAUGCUAUUCUUUUUGCUGGUUUCUACGAUGUGGGCGCAAGUAUUCCUUCUAUCUUCAAUGAGCUCUACGGGCUAGAUGACCUUCAAAUCGGUCUGUGCUAUAUACCGUUUGGCCUCGGCGCGACCAUCGCUUCCAUUGUCAAUGGCAAGUUCCUGGACUUCAACUAUCGCCGACUCGCAAAGCAAUUGAACUUCCCACUGACCAAGAACCGCGAAACUGACUUGCGGAACUUCCCUAUUGAAAAAGCUCGUCUUCAGAUUGCAUUCCCUCUUCUCGCAUUAGGAAGCAUAUCCGUCCUUGUAUUUGGUUGGUUCUUGAACUAUGGAAUUCAUCUUGCUGCGCCAACAUGUAUUCUAUUCCUCAUGGGAUUGACCUUGACAGGGGCAUUCAAUACUAUCAGCACACUCCUGGUAGACCUAUAUCCAACGCAAGCGGCCAAAGCCACUGCUGCAAAUAAUAUCGUGCGCUGCUUAUUGGGAGCCGGCGCAACGGCACUCAUCGAUCCUAUGAUUUCUGCCAUGGGUCGAGGCUGGUGUUUCACAUUCAUUGCGUUGGUGAUGAUGGCCACAACGCCCCUGCUUUUGAUCGUGAUUCGAAAGGGGCCGAGUUGGCGUGAAGAGCGCCGUCUGAAAGAGGAAGCUAAGAACACCGGGGAAGAGAAUGCUUCAAGAAGUCAGAAGUGA
Molecule: messenger RNA, 1260 nt
Organism: Penicillium griseofulvum
Lineage: Eukaryota; Fungi; Ascomycota; Eurotiomycetes; Eurotiales; Aspergillaceae
Product: Major facilitator superfamily domain, general substrate transporter
Exons: 1
Coding region: 1-1260 (419 amino acids)
Biological process (GO): transmembrane transport
Molecular function (GO): transmembrane transporter activity
Source: RefSeq, a predicted model, not a curated record